Molecule: messenger RNA, 1053 nt
Organism: Mycotypha africana
Lineage: Eukaryota; Fungi; Mucoromycota; Mucoromycetes; Mucorales; Mycotyphaceae
Exons: 2
Coding region: 1-1053 (350 amino acids)
Biological process (GO): mRNA splicing, via spliceosome
Cellular component (GO): U2 snRNP; U2-type spliceosomal complex
Molecular function (GO): RNA binding
Source: RefSeq, a predicted model, not a curated record
AUGAAAAAUGAUAAAACUGCAAACUUUGCCAACGAUCCAAAAAUGAGGCUAAAUGAACAAACUGGCAAAUGGUCAUAUGUGGGUGAUGAUGGGGUCUCUUAUGAAUACGAUGAAAAUGUUGGCGCUUGGUUUCCUAUGUAUGAUGAAAAGCUUAUUCAACAACAGUCGUCAGUUUAUGCUGUUGAAGGUGUCGAAGAAGUAGUUAUACCUAAACCAAAAGAAAAGAAAAAGAGAGCGGCUACUUAUGACGUGGAUCCUAAUGCUCCAGAGCAACAGCAACAACAAAAGAAACCAAAACGAGAACUGCCCAACACCUCCGUCUAUGUCACAGGCAUUCCACCUGACGUAACAAUGGAAGAGUUAAAAACAACCUUCACUAAAUGUGGUGUUAUCAUGGAAGAUUUAGAGACAGGAGAACCCAAAAUUAAAAUAUACCGUGAUGAUCAAGGUGUUCCCAAAGGCGAUGCUUUGAUUACCUACUUCAAAGAAGAGUCCGUUCCAUUAGCCAUUGACUUACUUGAUGAAGCAGAGCUAAGACCCGGUGAAAAAACGAGUAAAUUAAACGUUCAGAAAGCAGUGUUCAAACAGAAAGAUAACACAACAACUGAACAAAAAAAGAAAUCGAUGAGCAGUAAAAUGAAGGCCAAGAAAAAACUCCAACAGAUGCAAAGAAAAUUAGAUUGGGUUGAAAGCGAUGUAGGAAAGAAGCAAGAGAAAUUUGCCAAAAUUGUUAUUUUGAAGAAUAUGUAUACACAAGAGGAAUUGGAUGCCGAACCAACACUGUAUUUGGAAUUGAAGCAAGACGUUCGCGAAGAAUGUGAAAAACUAGGUGAAAUAACCAAUGUAAUAUUAUAUGACAAGUCACCUGGUGGUAUUAUCUCUGUGAGAUACAAAGAAAAAGAAAGUGCAGAUGCCUGUAUAGCAGUAAGUAUUUGGAACUUUUUAGUAAAAAAACGUACAUAUACAUUUGGAUUUAACUCCCUAGGAUUGCAUGCCAUAGUUGAUGAACGGAAGAUAUUUUGGCGGCAGACAAAUCGUAGCCGAAGUAUAUGA